Lutzomyia longipalpis is the source of this 1569-nucleotide messenger RNA. RefSeq lists its product as uncharacterized. NCBI's taxonomy places the organism in Eukaryota, Metazoa, Arthropoda, Insecta, Diptera, Psychodidae. The coding region runs from base 349 to 1485 and encodes 378 amino acids. The transcript has 2 exons. The record is from RefSeq and is a predicted model, not a curated record.
AUUUUAAUUUAACACGAAAAUCACAGGAUGUGAAAUUUUCUGUAAACGCUUCGCGAAAUGUCAGUCAACUGUGAGAAAUUCACCACCAAAAUAGGUACUUUGUGGUGAGUUUAUCAACUUGUUCGUGACGUUCAAUGCAAGUGUUUAUAUUUAUACUAAAAGUGAAAAGAGCGGAAAUUCUAGAAUUUUUGAGGCUUUCUGGGUAACGAAGAGAGAACUUAAAGAAUCAGUGGAGAUCGUGGAGAUCAGAAGAAUAGAGAGGUGAGUUUCUAUUCUAACUAAACUAACAGUUAUAAAAGAAAGAAAGCACAUCCUAAAGAAUCUGGAGAUCGUUAUUGCGCCCCAAAGAUGAAUAGCAAUAACAUGCCUAGUGAAGGGAUAGAAAUCAUAUUUAGGAAAGGAAAGACUAUCCUGGUUCUUGAUGGCUACCAGUAUCGUAUUCAUCGAAAAACAGAGGAGAUCAUUAGAUGGACAUGCAUUCGGGACAAAAAAUAUAAUUGCAGAGGAAACAUAAAAACAGACUACAACUAUGUUAUUCGGAGCAAAAUAGACCACAGUUGCGUACCAGAUCAUUUGGAGAUUCUGGUGAAGAAAGCUAUGAUUCAGUGCAAGAAUAGAAUCAUCACCGAACUGUCCACACCUGUGCCAAAAAUUUAUAAAGCAGAACUUGAAAAAUUUGACCUGAUCAACUCAAGUUUAGGUGUUACAUUACCGCCUUAUAAUUCUGUUAGUACAAAUUUAUAUCGGUUAAGAAGAAUGGCUGAUAAAAAGUACAAGAAAGGUGAAGACAUGACCGACAUGUUAUCAAGAAUAGUUCGUCUAUCUGGUCCAGAUAGUCUUCAGUACCUUUCAAGCAUGAAAGAUAUUAUUUUUGGAAGAAAGAAAAUGCUUCCAAUUAAACCAGUUGAAGAAGCUAAAAGGUCGUGGGCUUUUCAAUGUGAACAUUGCGGAAAGAUAUUAAAAUCAAAGAAUGAUCUUGUACAUCACAUGAGAACAGUUCACCUCCUAGAAGUUGAAGGUUCUGUGAAAACACAUCAAAAAUCUCCAAGAAGAAAAGUUGCAGUACCUGUUAUCAAAGAUUCUUCAUCGUCUAAACUUUCUUCAGGAUCUGAACUUCCUUCAGGACCAGAACCUUCUUCAGAAUCAGAAGAUUCUUCAACUUCUGACGUUGCUCCAACUUCUGCACGUGCAUCUGCUCCUGAAGUAGUUUUAGUUCCUGGGAUUCCUUCAACAACAUGUCCUAACUGCAAAGCACCUUCAAUUAGCAGCAGAACGAUCUCAACGCAAACGGAUCUCUCAUUUCAUAAACUAACAAAACUAACGCACAUUUUCUCAAUUGAUGAAAUGGACGCAGAGUCAGAUCCCCUCGCGAGCUGUCCUUCAGUUAAUAUCAAGCAAGAAGAGGCCGUUAGGCGAAGUAAGCGUAAAAAGAGUCGAAAGUAUUCACGACGUACACGACGUAGGAAGACCAGAAGUUACUCAUAAGAGCAAUCUUCUUUAAUUACGAAUGAUCUGUAAACUUUAUAAACUAUAAGAACUAAUAAGAAAUUUACAAUUUUCCUCUAAAAA